UUCUACCAAAGUGAAAGAUGCGAAAACCGUUCCACGGUCGCUGUUUCACCCGGUCAUUAGGAAAGUGAACACACUCAGAUGUAAACAAGAGAAAAACAUGGCUUCGCCCUUGAUCAGGUGCUUCUCAAAGGUUGGUAGGCAGGUGUCCCGACCAUGGAGUGUGUGCCAACAUGGGCUGCGGAACAGAUCCACCCAACCAGACAUGUCUGCAGAGCAGGCUGCUGCUCUGGGGGUCUCCUACCCUCCACUACAGACAUAUUCUGAGGAGGAGGGGAUGAUGAGGGAUGCUGUGAACAAGUUUGCACAGGAGCGUCUUGCCCCGUUUGUGUCAAAGAUGGACGAAAACUCUCUCAUGGACCCGGAAGUGAUAAAGUCACUCUUUGAACAGGGGCUGAUGGGCAUAGAGAUCGACCCAGAGUACGGAGGAACCGGCUCCACGUUCUUCUCCUCCAUCCUGGUCAUUGAGGAGCUGGCCAAAGUGGACGCCUCCGUGGCCGUGCUGUGUGACAUCCAGAACACCCUCAUCAACACGCUGUUCACCAAGCUGGGGACCGCAGCCCAGAAAGAGCGGUAUCUCAGCCGGCUGUCAACAGACAUGGUUGGUAGUUUCUGCCUGUCAGAAGCAGAGUCGGGGAGCGAUGCCUUCUCUCUGAAGACGCGCGCUGACAAACAUGGAGACUAUUACAUCAUCAACGGUUCCAAGAUGUGGAUCAGCAAUGCAGAGCAAGCCGGGGUGUUUCUGGUGAUGGCCAACGUGGACCCGUCUGCUGGUCACCGAGGUAUCAGCUGCUUCGUCGUGGACAGAGACACCGAGGGGCUUCAGAUCGGCAAGAAGGAGAACAAACUGGGUCUGAGAGCUUCUUCAACCUGUCCUCUCAACCUGGAUAACAUCAAGGUUCCUGAGAAGAACGUCUUGGGUCAGAUCGGCCACGGAUACAAGUACGCCAUCGGCAUGCUGAACGAAGGCAGGAUUGGGAUCGCUGCUCAGAUGCUGGGACUGGCUCAGGGUUGCUUCGACCAGGCCGUUCCCUACACCAGACAGAGGGUUCAGUUUGGCAAACGCAUCUUCGACUUCCAGGCCAUGCAGCACCAGAUCGCCCAUGUAGCCACCCAGAUAGAGGCUGCCAGGCUGCUUACCUACAACGCUGCCCGGCUGAAGGAGGCAGGACGACCUUUCAUCAAGGAGGCCUGCAUGGCCAAGUACUUCACCUCAGAGGUGGCAACGUUGACCACUUCAAAAUGCAUCGAGUGGAUGGGAGGGGUAGGCUUCACCAAAGACUACCCUGUUGAGAAGUACUACAGAGAUUGUAAAAUAGGUACCAUUUAUGAGGGCACAACCAACAUCCAGCUGUCCACCAUGGCCAAGUUUAUAGACAAGGAGUAUGAUCACUGACCUCCUGACCUGGUCUGGCUGUUUCCUCAUCGUGUAGACUGAUCUCCUGACCAGGACCUCCUGCCCUGGUCUGGCUGUUUCCUCAUCGUGUAGACUGAUCUCCUGACCUGACCUCCUGCCCUGGUCUGGCUGUUUCCUCAUCGUGUAGACUGAUCUCCUGACCUGAUCUCCUGACCUGGUCUCCUGACCGUAUCCUCAGCAUGGAGCCUGACCUCCUGACCUGACCUCCUGACCUGGUCUCCUGACCGUAUCCUCAGCAUGGAGCCUGACCUGACCUCCUGACCUGGUCUCCUGACCGUAUCCUCAGCAUGGAGCCUGACCUCCUGACCUGAUCUCCUGACCUGGUCUCCUGACCGUAUCCUCAGCAUGGAGCCUGACCUCCUGACCUGACCUCCUGACCUGGUCUCCUGACCGUAUCCUCAGCAUGGAGCCUGACCUCCUGACCUGACCUCCUGACCUGAUCUCCUGACCGUAUCCUCAGCAUGGAGCCUGACCUCCUGACCUGGUCUCCUGACCGUAUCCUCAGCAUGGAGCCUGACCUGACCGACCUCCUGACCUGGUCUCUUGACCUGAUCUCCUGACCUAGUCUCUUGACCGUAUCCUCAGCAUGGAGCCUGACCUGACCUCCUGACCUGAUCUCCUGACCGUAUCCUCAGCAUGGAGCCUGACCUGACCUCCUGACCUGAUCUCCUGACCGUAUCCUCAGCAUGGAGCCUGACCUCCUGACCUGACCUCCUGUCCUGGUCUCCUGACCGUAUCCUCAGCAUGGAGCCUGACCUCCUGACCUGACCUCCUGACCUGGUCUCCUGACCGUAUCCUCAGCAUGGAGCCUGACCUGACCGACCUCCUGACCUGGUCUCUUGACCUGAUCUCCUGACCUAGUCUCUUGACCGUAUCCUCAGCAUGGAGCCUGACCUGACCUCCUGACCUGAUCUCCUGACCGUAUCCUCAGCAUGGAGCCUGACCUGACCUCCUGACCUGAUCUCCUGACCGUAUCCUCAGCAUGGAGCCUGACCUCCUGACCUGGUCUCCUGACCGUAUCCUCAGCAUGUAGACUGACCUGACCUCCUGACCUGAUAUCCUGACCGUCAUACACUCCUCUGUGACCAACUGGAUUUGAUCACUCGUUGUUGAACUGUUGUGGGAUUUAGGGCUCUAUUCAAUCUGAAUGGUUGGAAGUUCAGCGUUUUACAGCAUGAUAUGAACAUUUUAAAGGCCAUGUUCCCGGGUUAGUGGAGACCGUAAACAACCUGUACCACUUCAGCCACCCAGACUGAAUAGAGCCCUUAGUGUCAGACAUUACUGUAGAGGUCAAUGGUGAACCACUGCUGACUGUAUAGUACUAGAGGAAGCUCCAUAAUCAUGUUCACUUCGCAUCUGAUGCUUUCCACUAUGGAUGGAUUGAUGGUUACUGGUUCCAGACCUGGAGAUAGAUGGUGUAAACAGUUGGAAACACCAUGGUGUUUUGGAACAACUGUUUCCAGACCUGGAGAUAGAUGGUGUAAACAGUUGGAAACACCAUGGUGUUUUGGAACAACUGGUUCCAGACCUGGAGAUAGAUAGUGUAAAGUAGCUCUGGUGGUUUCAACUGGUUCCAGACCUGGAGAUAGAUGGUGUAAACAGUUGGAAACACCAUGGUGUGUUGGAACAACUGGUUCCAGACCUGGAGAUAGAUGGUGUAAACAGUUGGAAACACCAUGGUGUUUUGGAACAACUGGUUCCAGACCUGGAGAUAGAUGGUGUAAACAGUUGGAAACACCAUGGUGUGUUGGAACAACUGGUUCCAGACCUGGAGAUAGAUGGUGUAAACAGUUGGAAACACCAUGGUGUGUUGGAACAACUGGUUCCAGACCUGGAGAUAGAUGGUGUAAACAGUUGGAAACACCAUGGUGUUUUGGAACAACUGGUUCCAGACCUGGAGAUAGAUGGUGUAAACAGUUGGAAACACCAUGGUGUGUUGGAACAACUGGUUCCAGACCUGGAGAUAGAUGGUGUAAACAGUUGGAAACACCAUGGUGUUUUGGAACAACUGGUUCCAGACCUGGAGAUAGAUGGGGUAAACAGUUGGAAACACCAUGAUGUGUUUUGGAACAACUGGUUCCAGACCUGGAGAUAGAUAGUGUAAAGUAGCUCUGGUGGUUUCAACUGUUUCCAGACCUGGAGAUAGAUAGUGUAAACAGUUGGAAACACCAUGGUGUUUUGGAACAACUGGUUCCAGACCUGGAGAUAGAUAGUGUAAAGUAGCUCUGGUGGUUUCAACUGGUUCCAGACCUGGAGAUAGAUGGUGUAAACAGUUGGAAACACCAUGGUGUUUUGGAACAACUGGUUCCAGACCUGGAGAUAGAUAGAUAGUGUAAAGUAGCUCUGUUGGUUUCAACUGUUUCCAGACCUGGAGAUAGAUGGUGUAAAGUAGAUCUGGUGUUUUCAACUGGUUCCAGACCUGGAGAUAGAUAGUGUAAAGUAGCUCUGGUGUUUUCAACUGGUUCCAGACCUGGAGAUAGAUGGUGUAAAGUAGCUCUGGUGUUUUCAACUGGUUCCAGACCUGGAGAUAGAUGGUGUAAAGUAGCUCUGGUGGUUUCAACUGUUUCCAGACCUGGAGAUAGAUGGUGUAAAGUAGCUCUGGUGGUUUCAACUGUUUCCAGACCUGGAGAUAGAUGGUGUAAAGUAGCUCUGGUGGUUUCAACUGUUUCCAGACCUGGAGAUAGAUGGUGUAAAGUAGCUCUGGUGUGUUGGUACAACUGUUUCCAGACCUGUUGAUAGAUAGUGUAACAUAGCUCUGGUGUGUUGGUACAACUGUAUCCAGACCUGGAGAUAGAUGGUGUAAAGUAGCUCUGGUGUUUUCAACUGGUUCCAGACCUGGAGAUAGAUAGUGUAAAGUAGCUCUGUUGGUUUCAACUGUUUCCAGACCUGGAGAUAGAUGGUGUAAAGUAGCUCUGGUGUUUUCAACUGGUUCCAGACCUGGAGAUAGAUAGUGUAAAGUAGCUCUGGUGGUUUCAACUGUUUCCAGACCUGGAGAUAGAUGGUGUAAAGUAGCUCUGGUGUUUUCAACUGUUUCCAGACGUGGAGAUAGAUGGUGUAAAGUAGCUCUGGUGUGUUGGUACAACUGUUUCCUGACCUGUUGAUAGAUAGUGUAACAUAGCUCUGGUGUGUUGGUACAACUGUUUCCAGACCUGUUGAUAGAUAGUGUAACGUAGCUCUGGUGUGUUGGUAUUGUUAAGUGUGUUCAACAGUUUUCCCCUACCACAGUACCUUGUGCUUUUUUACAAACGAAUAAGAAUACAUCAUGUUAAUUCAACAGUAUUGGUAUGAUUAUUUACUCAUCUGAUUUUAAAUAGUCUCGUAACAAAUCAGUGCCUUUCAUCCCAGCAUAGUUUGUUGUUUAUUUUGAAACACCAUAAGAUAUAAUAUAAUACCUCCGUUAGCUGUCGUCUGUUGGGUGGUUUCGGCUCUACUGUUGUCACGGUAACCAUGUUUACUACGGUGGAGUCGAUCCAUCCUGUCUUUCAGCACUCUUACUUUGUUUUAAAGAUAUAUCUGGGGAAUUCGUUUCAAGAGAUUGUCUACGUUUUUACUAUUCAUCAACUUCUUUGACCAUACUAAUAAAUAUUGAAUAAGUGUU
This is a messenger RNA of Oncorhynchus kisutch (coho salmon), 5012 nucleotides long. RefSeq names its product short/branched chain specific acyl-CoA dehydrogenase, mitochondrial-like. Bases 98 to 1393 code for a protein of 431 amino acids. Gene Ontology annotation, molecular function: acyl-CoA dehydrogenase activity; flavin adenine dinucleotide binding. The record is from RefSeq and is a predicted model, not a curated record. NCBI's taxonomy places the organism in Eukaryota, Metazoa, Chordata, Actinopteri, Salmoniformes, Salmonidae. Gene Ontology annotation, cellular component: mitochondrion. The transcript is spliced from 10 exons.